Molecule: messenger RNA, 3018 nt
Organism: Rhinopithecus roxellana (golden snub-nosed monkey)
Lineage: Eukaryota; Metazoa; Chordata; Mammalia; Primates; Cercopithecidae
Gene: TMX4
Product: thioredoxin related transmembrane protein 4
Exons: 8
Coding region: 310-1755 (481 amino acids)
Source: RefSeq, a predicted model, not a curated record
UCCAUGUUACUGCAGGUGGCAAUAGUCUUAACUGACUCAUUUUAUCGGUUAUUACCCAUGUUUUUAAGAGUUUCUACGAAAUUAACAUUUUUUUUUGUAAAAACAAAAUGCAAUUGCAUAGCCUAGUUUCAUCAAUAUCCUCAAUUAGUGAUGCUUCAAUAUACACAUGCAGAGAGUACUUAAAUUUUCCUCUCUUCAGCAAGAGAUACUACGUCCCUCCAUUUUUCAUUAAACGUAAGUGUACUUUGCAUCCCGUUGCUUUUAUGUUUGCUAUUAUUGAAGAGGGGAUGGAUUUUAAAAUUAUUGGCCAUGUUUCCCUUUAGAGAAGGACACACGCGCCAACCCUGCCCUCACUGGAGCCUGGGCAGCAGCGGUGCGUGUUCUAACUUAGGCAACAUUGGGUCAUCUGUUUAUUGUCAGCUUGGCGGUCAGGAAGAAAGGGCGGCGGUUGCUGAGGUAACAGACACCCCGGGCAACGGCAAGUGGAGGCGGGAGGGGGCGUGGCCUCGACGGGCAAGCGACAAUAAGAGGUGGCGUCCGCCGCGGCGUUGCGAGCACCGCCUGUCUGCGCUGCCGGGCGUAGGCGGGGUGGUCCCUGCGUCUCCCGCCUCCUUGAAAAACCCGGGCGGGCUAGCGAGGCUGCGGGCCUGGCCGCUGCCUUUCCCCACACUCCCGGCCGAGGAGCCUCGCUCGGCGCCCAACAUGGCGGGUGGGCGCUAUGGCCCGCAGCUACUGGCGCUGCUGGCUGCCUGGGUCGCAGCUGUGGCGGCGACGGCAGGCCCCGAGCAGGCCGCGCUGCCGGCGGAGCAGAGCCGGGUCCAGCCCAUGACCGCCUCCAACUGGACGCUGGUGAUGGAGGGCGAGUGGAUGCUGAAAUUUUAUGCCCCGUGGUGUCCAUCCUGCCAGCAGACUGAUUCAGAAUGGGAGACUUUUGCAAAGAAUGGUGAAAUGCUUCAGAUCAGUGUGGGGAAGGUAGAUGUCAUUCAAGAACCAGGUUUGAGUGGCCGCUUCUUUGUCACCACUCUCCCAGCAUUUUUUCAUGCAAAGGAUGGGAUAUUCCGCCGUUAUCGUGGCCCAGGAAUCUUCGAAGACCUGCAGAAUUAUAUCUUAGAGAAGAAAUGGCAGUCAGUUGAGCCUCUGACCGGCUGGAAAUCCCCAGCUUCUCUAACGAUGUCUGGAAUGGCUGGUCUUUUUAGCAUCUCUGGCAAGAUAUGGCAUCUUCACAACUAUUUCACAGUGACCCUUGGAAUUCCUGCUUGGUGUUCUUAUGUCUUUUUCGUCAUAGCCACCUUGGUUUUUGGCCUUUUUAUGGGUCUGGUCUUGGUGGUAAUAUCAGAAUGUUUCUAUGUGCCACUUCCAAGAAAUUUAUCUGAGCGUUCUGAGGAGAAUGGGAGGUCAGAGGAGGCUCAUAGGGCUGAACAGUUGCAGGAUGCAGAGGAGGAAAAAGAUGAUUCAAAUGAAGAAGAAAACAAAGACAGCCUUGUAGAUGAUGAAGAAGAGAAAGAAGAUCUUGGCGACGAGGAUGAAGCAGAGGAAGAAGAGGAGGAGGAGGACAACCUGGCUGCUGGUGUGGAUGAGGAGAGAAGUGAGGCCAAUGACCAGGGGCCCCCAGGAGAGGACAGUGUGACCCGGGAGGAGUUAGAGCCUGAGGAAGCUGAAGAAGGCAUCUCUGAGAAGCCCUGUCCAGCUGACACAGAGGUGGUGGAAGACUCCUUGAGGCAGCGGAAAAGUCAGCAUGCUGACAAGGGACUGUAGAUUUAAUGACACGUUUUCAAGAAUACACACCAAAACAGUAUGUCAGCUUUCCUCUGGCCUGCAGUUUGUACCAAAUCCUUAAUUUUUCCUGAAUGAGCAAGCUUCUCUCUUAAAAGAUGCUCUCUAGUCAUUUGGUCUCAUGGCAGUAAGCCUUGUGUAUACUAAGGAGAGUCUUUCAGGUGUGACAAUCAGGAUAUAGAAAAACAAACGUAAUGUUGGGAUCUGUUUGGGGACUGGGAUGGUAACAAGUUCAUUUACUUGGGGGUCAGAGAGUCUUGACCAGAGGAGGCCACUUCCAGCCCUAAUUAGCACCUUCCAGAGACAAGGCUGCAGGCCCUGUGAAAUGAAAGCCAAGCAGGAGCCUUGGCUCCUGAGCAUCCUCAAAGUGUAGCGUAGACGCCUUGCUUCCUUUUCUUGUGUAAAGUAUUUAUUUUUCUCAAAUUGCAAGAAACAUCUGGCACCACAGUGCAUGAAAAAUCUUUUAUAGUUAGAAUUUGAAAGGGUCUUAGGUAUAGAGAGCAGCUCAGAAGUCAUCCCAGCCGUCUGAAUCUCCUGUGUUUUAUUUCUUACCUAUAAUUUUUCCAACUUUUCCACCAUGGGCAUUCAGGCUCUCCACACUCUUCACAAUUAUCUCCUGGUCAGAGGACUCCAAUAGCAGCCACGUUUACAUGAACUGUGUUUGUUUAUUCUGACCUAAGGGUUUAGAUAAUCAGUAUCCAUAAUCCAUGAAGCCGUGACUGCCAAACAUCUCAAAUGAAAUGUAGCCAUCAGAGACUCAAAAGGAAGUAAGGAUUUUACAAGACAGAUUUAAAAAAAUUGUUUUGUCCAAAAUACAGUAGUAGUAGUUGUUGUUUUUAAGUUUUCUUAGCAAUAUUUUUCAAGCCAGAAGUCCUCUAAGUCUUGCCCAGUACAAAGUAGUCUGUGAAGAAAAGUUGAAUACUGUUUUGUUUUGUUUUCAUCUCAAGGGGUUCCCUGGGUCUUGAACUACUGUAAUAAUAACUAAAAAACCACUUCUGAUUUUCCUUCGGUGAUGUGCUUUUGGUGAAAGAAUUAAUGAACUCCAGUACCUGAAAAUGAAAGAUUUGGUUUUGUUUCCGUCUUCUGUAAUCUUCCAAAGAAUUUUAUCUUUGUAAAUCUCUCAAUACUCAGUCUACUUUAAGUACCCAGGGCGGCUAAUUUCUUUUUAAAAAAAUCUAUCCAUCUAUUUCUCUCUUACCUGAUUUAUGUGUUAGAAUAAAUUCAUGAAAUUAGAUUCCAAGCAUA